This is a messenger RNA of Trypanosoma theileri, 501 nucleotides long. RefSeq lists its product as uncharacterized. The record is from RefSeq and is a predicted model, not a curated record. The transcript has a single exon. Gene Ontology annotation, molecular function: ubiquitin protein ligase activity; zinc ion binding; cullin family protein binding. Gene Ontology annotation, biological process: ubiquitin-dependent protein catabolic process; protein ubiquitination. Bases 1 to 501 code for a protein of 166 amino acids. Lineage: Eukaryota; Euglenozoa; Kinetoplastea; Trypanosomatida; Trypanosomatidae. Gene Ontology annotation, cellular component: nucleus; cullin-RING ubiquitin ligase complex.
AUGACAGAGAACGCAGAGCCGCAGUGUAGUAUCACCGCAAAGCAGUGGGACACCGUCGCCGUGUGGUCGUGGGAUGUGCGGGUGGAGACGUGUGCGAUUUGCAAAAGUACUAUUGCCGAUCUCUGCAUUGAGUGCCGUGGUGUAAUGGAUCUUGGGAGAAGUGCCGUUGCUGCUGAUCACAACAGCAAAAACAAUCAAAGUAGCAACAGUGUGGACAGAACAGUGGGCGGCCCAAGUACUGGUUUAGGGAGUUACGCUGCUGCUGCUGAUCUACAUCAACACAAUCAUAAUGAUGGAAUAUCAGACAUUGCGGGCGGUGUUGGUAGUAGUAUUAAUAGUAAUAGUAGUAGUGGUGGUGUUGCCGGUGAUUGUCUACUUGUGUGGGGUGUCUGCAAUCAUGUCUUUCACGCCCACUGUCUCUCACGUUGGGUGCGGCAACGUCCAGUAUGUCCCAUUUGUGGAAGAGAGUGGGAGGUGUACAAGACUACUAGGAAUGAUUGA